Molecule: messenger RNA, 3194 nt
Organism: Gossypium raimondii (Peruvian cotton)
Lineage: Eukaryota; Viridiplantae; Streptophyta; Magnoliopsida; Malvales; Malvaceae
Product: receptor-like protein kinase 7
Exons: 2
Coding region: 109-3036 (975 amino acids)
Biological process (GO): protein phosphorylation
Cellular component (GO): plasma membrane
Molecular function (GO): protein binding; protein kinase activity; ATP binding
Source: RefSeq, a predicted model, not a curated record
GUAUUAACUCGCUCGCCACCUUUCUUCCAAUAUCUCACUUGUCUUCUUCUUCGAACCCUUUGAAACCAAAAAGUCUUCCCUCUCGAUUACCACUUUCAAAUCUCCCGUAUGUCUUCUUACGGACAAAUCCUUCUCUGUUUUGGUCUCAUGUUCUGUUUCUACUUACCCUGUUGUGUAAAAUCUGAUGAACUCCAAAUCCUGUUGGACCUGACAUCCGCUCUUAAUGAAUCAAACACCAAUGUUCUUGAUUCAUGGGAGGCUACCAGUUCUGUUUGUAGCUUCAAUGGAAUCACUUGCAACGCCCAAGGGUUCGUUAAGGAAAUCGAGCUUUCACAUCAGAACCUGUUGGGUGUUCUUCCUUUGGAUUCAAUAUGUCAGCUUAAAUACUUGGAUAAGCUUUCCUUGGGGUUCAAUUUAUUGUACGGUGAAAUCACUGAAGAGUUGGGUAAUUGUUUAAAGCUUCAGUAUUUGGAUCUUGGCAACAAUUUUUUCACUGGUUCGUUCCCGGAUAUAUCGUCUCUUAGCAAUUUGCAGUAUCUUUAUUUGAAUGGAAGUGGAUUUUCCGGCACUUUUCCAUGGAAAUCGCUUGAUAACACGACCAAUCUUGCUGUUUUGAGCAUUGGGGACAAUCCUUUUGAUCGAAUGGAGUUUCCUGAUCAGAUUUUGAAGCUAAAAAAACUGUACUGGCUUUAUAUGGCGAAUUGCAGCAUCGAGGGGAAGAUUCCGCCCGCCAUUGGAAACCUUACUGAGCUCAUAGAAUUGGAGCUUCAAUACAAUUAUUUGUCCGGUGAAAUUCCGGCGGAGAUUGGUAAGCUUCAUAAGCUAUGGCAGCUGGAGCUUUACAACAAUGAAUUGACUGGGAAACUUCCCGUUGGAUUAAGAAACUUGACGAAACUGGAAUUUUUCGAUGCCUCGGCAAACAAUCUUGAAGGAGAUAUUUCAGAAGUGAGGUAUUUGACAAACUUGAUAAGCCUGCAACUGUUUGAGAACAAGUUUUCCGGCGAAGUUCCGCCGGAGUUGGGUGAGUUCAAGAAACUGGUGAACCUGUCUCUUUACACUAACUUGUUGACGGGUCCUUUGCCUCAAAAGCUUGGUUCUUGGGCUGAAUUCAACUACAUCGAUGUAUCGGAGAAUUUCUUGACUGGUCCAAUCCCGCCGGACAUGUGCAAGAAAGGGACCAUGAGAGCAGUUCUUAUGCUUCAAAACAAGUUCUCCGGCGAAAUUCCGGCGACUUACGCAAGUUGCACCACUCUGAAACGGUUCAGAGUCAGUAACAACUCGCUUACCGGAAUCGUUCCGGCGAGAAUAUGGGGAUUGCCGGAAGUUGACAUAAUUGACGUUGCUUACAAUCAACUUGAAGGUCCAAUUACAGCUGAUAUCAAGAACGCGAAACAAAUGGGGAUACUGUCAGCUGAAUACAAUCGGUUUUCAGGUGAACUGCCAGAAGAGAUUUCAGAAGCUAAAUCAUUGGUUAGAAUUGAGCUAAACGACAAUCAAUUUUCCGGAAAAAUCCCUCAUGGAAUCGGGGAGCUUAAAAGAUUGAGCAACCUUAACUUGCAGAACAACAGGCUGUCUGGUUCAAUACCAGAUUCAUUAGGUUCUUGUGCUUCCAUCAGCAACAUAAACAUGGCUGAUAAUGUUCUUUCUGGCAAAAUCCCAUCAUCUUUAGGAUCUUUGCCGACAUUGAACUCUCUGAACUUGUCUGGAAAUCAACUUUCCGGAAAAAUCCCAGAGAGCUUGUCGUUGCUCAAGCUGAACCUUGUUGAUCUGUCUUAUAAUCGGUUAACUGGUCCUAUACCAAAUUCUUUCUCUAUUGAAGCAUAUAAUGGUAGCUUUACUGGAAACCCUGGCCUUUGUAGUCCAACGAUCCGACAUUUCAAGCAAUGUCAACCAGAUUCCGCCAUGUCUAAAGAUACUCAUACGUUUAUAGUUUGGUUCACGCUCGGCGCAACCGUCUUGCUUGUUUCUUUGGGAUGCUUCUUAUAUGUAAGGAGAAAAGAAAAAGACAAUAGCCUUUCUUUGAAGGAAGAAUCUUGGAACAUAAAGUCUUUCCAUGUUUUAACUUUCACUGAAUAUGAAAUCCUUGAUUCCGUUAAGCAAGAGAAUCUGAUUGGAAAAGGAGGAUCAGGGAACGUAUACAAAGUAACACUUCCGAAUGGCAUCGAACUUGCUGUGAAACACAUACGGAAAAGCCACAGAAAGAGCCUGGGUACGCCCGCGGUUUUCAGCAAAAGUGCCGGAAAGGAAAAGGAAUUCGACAUGGAAGUGCAGACAUUGAGCUCAAUAAGACAUGUCAAUGUGGUGAAGCUCUAUUGCAGCAUCACUAGUGAAGACUCAUGCUUGUUGGUGUAUGAGUACUUGCGCAAUGGAAGCUUGUGGGAUCGAUUGCAUUCGAGUAAUAAAAUGGAGCUUGAUUGGGAUACAAGGUACGAGAUUGCAGUUGGGGCAGCUAAGGGGCUCGACUACCUUCAUCAUGGAUGUGAAAGACCGGUGAUCCAUCGAGAUGUCAAAUCUAGUAACAUAUUGUUGGAUGAGUUUAUGAAGCCUAGGAUUGCUGAUUUUGGACUCGCCAAGAUAGUUCAGAGCAAUGGAGCUAAAGACUCGACCCAUGUCAUUGCAGGCACCUAUGGUUACAUAGCUCCUGAAUACGGUUACACCUACAAAGUGAACGAAAAGAGCGAUGUGUACAGCUUCGGAGUGGUAUUAAUGGAGUUAGUGAGCGGGAAGAGGCCAAUCGAGCCGGAGUUUGGAGAUAAUAAGGAUAUUGUGAGUUGGGUUUGCAGCAAAAUAAACAACAAAGAGAGUGUAUUAAGCAUAGUGGACCCAAGAAUUCCUGAAGUAUUGAAAGAAGAUGCAAUCAAGGUGUUGAGGGUAGCCAUUUUGUGCACUACGAGAUUACCGGCAAUUAGACCCACCAUGAGAACCGUGGUGCAAAUGCUGGAAGAGGCAAAACCCUGCAAAUUGGUCGGAAUUGUUAUCAGUAAAGAAGGUGAGCACAAGAUAAAGGAAGCAGACAAGUUCAAUCUACUGUUAUAAAAAGAAUCUUGCAAACAUUGUAACAUAUAUUAAACACUUUAUCAGCUUAUCAGUUGUAAAAUAUUAACUACAGUCUGAUAUAUAGGUAUGUCUAUUUAUAUCCAUACAUCGAUCUUAAUAUAUAUAUACACUACUAUGUAUUUUGUUUUCUUCUAAAA